Pelobates cultripes (western spadefoot toad) is the source of this 3467-nucleotide messenger RNA. The record is from the annotation of a GenBank genome assembly. NCBI's taxonomy places the organism in Eukaryota, Metazoa, Chordata, Amphibia, Anura, Pelobatidae.
AUGCUGGUAUCAACUAUGGUACUUAUCAGCGGCCAUGCUGGUAUCAACUAUGGUACUUAUCAGCGGCCAUGCUGGUAUCAACUAUGGUACUUAUCAGGGGCCAUGCUGGUAUCAACUAUGGUACUUAUCAGGGGCCACGCUGGAAUCAACUAUGGUACUUAUCAGGGGGCCACACUGGUAUCAACUAUGGUACUUAUCAGCGGCCACACUGGUAUCAACUAUGGUACUUAUCGGCGGCCAUGCUGGAAUCAACUAUGGUACUUAUCAGGGGCCACACUGGUAUCAACUAUGGUACUUAUCAGCGGCCACACUGGUAUCAACUAUGGUACUUAUCAGGGUCCACACUGGUAUCAACUAUGGUACUUAUCAGGGGCCACACUGGUAUCAACUAUGGUACUUAUCAGCGGCCACACUGGUAUCAACUAUGGUACUUAUCGGGGGCCACACUGGUAUCAACUAUGGUACUUAUCAGGGGCCACACUGGUAUCAACUAUGGUACUUAUCAGGGGCCACACUGGUAUCAACUAUGGUACUUAUCAGGGGCCACACUGGUAUCAACUAUGGUACUUAUCAGGGGCCACACUGGUAUCAACUAUGGUACUUAUCGGGGGCCACACUGGUAUCAACUAUGGUACUUAUCGGGGGCCACACUGGUAUCAACUAUGGUACUUAUCAGGGGGCCACACUGGAAUCAACUAUGGUACUUAUCGGGGGCCACACUGGUAUCAACUAUGGUACUUAUCAGCGGCCAUGCCGGUAUCAACUAUGGUACUUAUCAGCGGCCAUGCCGGUAUCAACUAUGGUACUUAUCAGCGGCCAUGCUGGAAUCAACUAUGGUACUUAUCAGCGGCCAUGCUGGAAUCAACUAUGGUACUUAUCAGGGCCAUGCUGGAAUCAACUAUGGUACUUAUCGGGGGCCACACUGGUAUCAACUAUGGUACUUAUCAGGGGGCCACACUGGUAUCAACUAUGGUACUUAUCAGGGGCCACACUGGAAUCAACUAUGAAAGGUAUUUGCGCACUUUAUCAGGGGCCACACUGGUAUCAACUAUGGUACUUAUCAGGGGCCACACUGGUAUCAACUAUGGUACUUAUCAGGGGCCACACUGGUAUCAACUAUGGUACUUAUCGGGGGCCACACUGGUAUCAACUAUGGUACUUAUCGGGGGCCACACUGGUAUCAACUAUGGUACUUAUCGGGGGCCACACUGGUAUCAACUAUGGUACUUAUCAGCGGCCAUGCUGGAAUCAACUAUGGUACUUAUCAGCGGCCAUGCUGGAAUGAACUAUGGUACUUAUCAGGGCCAUGCUGGAAUCAACUAUGGUACUUAUCGGGGGCCACACUGGUAUCAACUAUGGUACUUAUCAGGGGGCCACACUGGUAUCAACUAUGGUACUUAUCAGGGGCCACACUGGAAUCAACUAUGGUACUUAUCAGGGGGCCACACUGGAAUCAACUAUGGUACUUAUCAGGGGCCACACUGGUAUCAACUAUGGUACUUAUCGGGGGCCACACUGGUAUCAACUAUGGUACUUAUCGGGGGCCACACUGGUAUCAACUAUGGUACUUAUCGGGGGCCAUGCUGGAAUCAACUAUGGUACUUAUCGGGGGCCACACUGGUAUCAGCUAUGGUACUUAUCAGCGGCCAUGCUGGUAUCAACUAUGUUACUUAUCAGGGGCCACACUGGUAUCAACUAUGGUACUUAUCAGGGGCCACACUGGUAUCAACUAUGGUACUUAUCAGCGGCCAUGCUGGUAUCAACUAUGGUACUUAUCAGGGGCCAUGCUGGAAUCAACUAUGGUACUUAUCAGGGGCACACUGGUAUCAACUAUGUUACUUAUCAGGGGCCACGCUGGUAUCAACUAUGGUACUUAUCAGGGGCCAUGCUGGUAUCAACUAUGGUACUUAUCGGGGGCCACACUGGUAUCAACUAUGGUACUUAUCAGGGGCCACACUGGUAUCAACUAUGGUACUUAUCAGGGUCCACACUGGUAUCAACUAUGGUACUUAUCAGCGGCCAUGCUGGUAUCAACUAUGGUACUUAUCAGGGGCCAUGCUGGUAUCAACUAUGGUACUUAUCAGGGGCACACUGGUAUCAACUAUGUUACUUAUCAGGGGCCACGCUGGUAUCAACUAUGGUACUUAUCAGGGGCCAUGCUGGUAUCAACUAUGGUACUUAUCGGGUGCCACACUGGUAUCAACUAUGGUACUUAUCAGGGGCCACACUGGUAUCAACUAUGGUACUUAUCAGGGUCCACACUGGUAUCAACUAUGGUACUUAUCAGGGUCCACACUGGUAUCAACUAUGGUACUUAUCAGCGGCCACGCUGGUAUCAACUAUGGUACUUAUCGGGGGCCACACUGGUAUCAACUAUGGUACUUAUCAGCGGCCAUGCUGGUAUCAACUAUGGUACUUAUCAGGGUCCACACUGGUAUCAACUAUGGUACUUAUCAGCGGCCAUGCUGGUAUCAACUAUGGUACUUAUCAGGGGCCACGCUGGUAUCAACUAUGGUACUUAUCAGCGGCCAUGCUGGUAUCAACUAUGGUACUUAUCAGCGGCCAUGCUGGUAUCAACUAUGGUACUUAUCAGGGUCCACACUGGUAUCAACUAUGGUACUUAUCAGCGGCCAUGCUGGUAUCAACUAUGGUACUUAUCAGGGGCCACGCUGGUAUCAACUAUGUUACUUAUCAGGGGCCACGCUGGUAUCAACUAUGGUACUUAUCAGCAGCCACACUGGCAAUGAGGACAGGGAGACCAAAUUACCACCAGGAAGGACCCUCUAAUUGGAAAACUUUGAGCCAGCAUUCUUACAUCACUCUCACUUAUAGUAAAGUAAAAUAAAGAUAAAAGCGGUAUAAAAAUAAUGUUUGCUGUUUUUAGACACAUAAUAAUAAAGCUGAAGUCUAGCAGCUGGUGUGUGCCAUGAUUGGGAAAUCAGACAAUCGAUAAACACCAGCCCAUCAGGAGCCACGCUGGCCAGGGACAAACACCAGCCUAUCAGGAGCCACGCUGGCCAGGGACAAACACCAGCCUAUCAGGAGCCACGUUGGCCAGGGACAAACACCAGCCUAUCAGGAGCCACGCUGGCCAGGGAUAAAUACCAGCCUAUCAGGAGCCAUGCUGGCCUAGAUAAAUACCAGCCUAUCAGGAGCCACACUGGCCAGGGAUAAACACCAGCCCAUCAGGAGCCACACUGGCCAGGGAUAAAUACCAGCCUAUCAGGAGCCAUGCUGGCCUAGAUAAAUACCAGCCUAUCAGGAGCCACACUGGCCUAGAACAAACACCAGCCUAUCAGGAGCCACACUGGCCUAGAACAAACACCAGCCUAUCAGGAGCCACGCUGGCCAGGGAUAAAUACCAGCCUAUCAGGAGCCACGCUGGCCUGGAUAAAUACCAGCCUAUCAGGAGCCAUGCUGGCCUAGAUAAAUACCAGCCUAUCAGGAGCCACGCUGGCCAGGGAUAA